UCCGCGGUUCUUUGUCUCUGCAUCCCGCCAUCUUGGGCUCUGCUCCGCGGGCGGCCGGGGUCGUCUGUCACCGUCACCAGCGGGACACGCGACAGCCGGGACAGCCAUGAGGAACUUCCAGCAAGCCAGUGUGAAGAGCUCUGUGAAUCUACACACCAGCAAGGCUCCUGGGACUGGAAAACAAAAUGAGAGCUGCAAGAAAAGGCCAGUCACUUACAGUCACUGGAAAUGGUCCCAGCGAUUUAGAGCAAGAAAACACAGGGCACCAGUAAAGGGGUUGGUGUCAUUUGAGGAUGUGUCUGUGGACUUCUCGUGGGAGGAGUGGCAGGACCUUGAUGAUGCUCAGAGGAAGCUCUACAGGGACGUGAUGCUGGAAACCUACAGCAGCCUGCUGUCCCUGGGUCAUUGCAUUACCAAACCUGAGGUGAUUUUCAAGCUGGAGCAAGGAACUGGGCCAUGGGCAAGAGAAGUCCCAAACCAGUGCCUCCCAGAGAUACACAGAGUGAAUAACCAGAAGGAGACCAGCCAGGACAAUCAAGACAGACAUUUCUGGCACCUUGUAAUUACCAGCAGCAACAAAUCAUCUGAAGAGAGGGUUGAACUGGAAAAAGUACUUAAUGUGAACUCAAAGAAUAUUUCAAGUCUGUCUUUAAAGAAUGGAAAUUCCUUAGGCAUGUGGCCUCCAGCCCUCAACGUAUCACAGAAUGUGCUUCUUCCUAGUGAGCUUAACAUGCAGGCUGGAGAAGAAAGUGAUGGUCUUAUUAUAAAUGGCAAGUCCUGCACACAUCCAGAACAUCUUAGUUUGCAUCACAGAGAUCCAAGUGGGCAACAGCAUUUGCAAUAUUAUAGCCAAGAACCUUUCAACAAGAAGGUAUUAUGUAAAGAUAAGUUUUGUGUGGCAGAUACUCCCAGUAAGCUCAUUGAAUCUAGGAAAGCUUCUGAUAAGGUAGCUUUUACUGUCCAAGAGGUAACUCAGGGAAGGGAAGAAACUUUUGAAUGUAGUGUGUGUGAUAAAAUACUCUGUACAAAGUACCAACUCACUAAACAUAUGGAAGUACACAGAGGACAGAAAUGUUAUGAAUGUAGUGAUUGUAAGAAACCUUUCAUUAAGAAAUCAUACCAUACAAAACAUCAGAGAAUCCAUGCAGGGGGAAAGUCAUAUAGAUGUAAUGCAUGUGAGAAAUUCUGUCAGACAACAAGAAACAUAUCCCAGAGAAUCCACAGAGAACCAAAGCCCUGUGAAAUUUAUGAAUCUGAAAAAAGCUUUAACCAGAAGCAAAACCUCAGUAGGUAUCAGAGAACUCACACAGGUUAUAAACCCUAUGGCUGUAAUAUGUGUGGAAAAGCAUUUUACCGGAAGUCACACCUCAACAGGCACCAGAGAAUUCACACAGGUGAGAAGCCUUAUGGAUGUAAAGAAUGUAGGAAAACUUUCUAUCAUAAGUCAUCUCUUACUAUACAUCAGAGAACUCACACAGGUGAAAAGCCUUAUGAAUGUAAAAAAUGUAGGAAAAAUUUCUACUGUAAGUCAGACCUGAAUGUACACCAGAGAACUCACACAGGUGAGAAACCAUAUACAUGUGAAGAAUGUAGAAAAACCUUCUACUCUAAGUCACACCUCAUUAUACAUGAGAAAAUUCACACAGGUGAUAAACCAUAUGAAUGUGAAGAAUGUCGAAAAACAUUUAACCGUAAGUCAAAUCUCACUGUACAUCAGAAAACACACACAGGUGAGAAACCUUAUGAAUGCAGUAUAUGUGGAAAAACUUUUCACCGCAAGUCACACCUCAGCAUGCAUCAGGGAACUCACACUGGUGAGAAACCCUAUGAGUGUGGAGAAUGUGGAAAAUCCUUCUACCAAAAGUCAAGUCUCAUCAGGCAUCAGAGAAACCACACAGGGAACAGACCGUAUGCAUGUGAAGAAUGUAGGAAAACGUUCCUACAUAAGUCAUCCCUCAUUGUCCAUCAAAGAAGUCACACAGGAAACAGACCAUACUCAUGUGAAGAAUGUAGGAAAGCGUUUUACAGUAAGUCACACCUCACUGUACAUCGGAGAACCCACACAGGUGAGAAACCCUAUGAGUGUCAGAAAUGUAAAAAAGCUUUUCACCAGAAAUCAUACCUCAACAGGCAUCAGAUAACUCAUGAAAGUGAGAAACGAUUUGAAUGUAAAGAAUGUAAGAAAUCUUUCUACCACAAGUCAUCCCUCACUGUACACCAGAAGACUCACAAGGUGGAAAUGUUGUGAAAAUAAUGUGGACGCACUCAGCAGGCAUCAGAGAAUUCACACAGAGGAAGCAUCCUAAAAUAAUGAAUUUUGGGAAAGUAUUUUCUGUGUGAGAGCACAUCUCAAUGGACAUUAAGAAAUAGAAACUGUGGGCCGGGCAUGGUGGUGCAUGCCUUUAAUCCCAGCACUCGGGAGGCAGAGGUAGGAGGAUCGCUGUGAGUUCAAGGCCAGCCUGAGACUACAUAGUUCCAAGUCAGCCUGGGCUAGUGUGAAACCCUACCUCGAAAAACAAAAAACAACAACAAAAAAGAAAUAGAAACUGUGUAUAUCAUAGGUUUCCUCUUUUUGGAACAGUCUGCAUUUUUAAAGUCUUACUGUACGAGCCAUAUAAUGGAGCCCUACAGUGGAGUGGAUGUAAUCUGCUCAUUACUUUCCUGUCUGGCCCACAGACUUUCACUCUGGGUCUGAGGUGAACAUUCCCUGCAUGAUGUCCUUGGGAACCAUUAAUAAAAGGUCACUGUGAUUUAAGUCAUGUAACUGUGUGGAGGGAAGGGAUCUUUUCUCUCCAUCCCCAAGUACUCCCCCUUUAGUUUAUAUGGAAAGUAUGUUAACCCUGUGCAUGUUUGGGUGACAGUGCAAACCACUAUAGGAAAUUCACUUCAUAAGCUUUUUGAGCAAAAUUGCUUGUCCCUUAACAUUGCAAAAUUUGCACAUAAGAGAAACCUGUGCAACAAAUAUAGGAUGCCUUAUCAGACAGGGAUGUUUCACUGAACACUGAAUAAAUUAAAUGUUCAUACAUUA
Molecule: messenger RNA, 3028 nt
Organism: Jaculus jaculus (lesser Egyptian jerboa)
Lineage: Eukaryota; Metazoa; Chordata; Mammalia; Rodentia; Dipodidae
Product: zinc finger protein 39-like
Exons: 5
Coding region: 107-2248 (713 amino acids)
Biological process (GO): regulation of transcription by RNA polymerase II
Molecular function (GO): RNA polymerase II cis-regulatory region sequence-specific DNA binding; DNA-binding transcription factor activity
Source: RefSeq, a predicted model, not a curated record